GGCGAUUUCCUGUUACUGGAGCAAGCUGCCGGAAGAAGGUCGGCGUUCAGUGCGGGUGUCCUCGUGUCCGCUCAGCGCGGUGUUCUGGCUGGCCGCGCGUGAACCCCAUGGCGUCCCGGCAGGCUCCCGAGGAUGAGCAGGGCGGCGGCGAUCCCUCCGGGGACCUCCGCAGCGUCCUGGUUACCAGCGUGCUCAACCUCGAGCCGCUAGACGUGGAUCUGUUCAGAGGAAGACAUUACUGGGUACCCACAACCCAGCGGCUGUUUGGGGGUCAGAUUGUGGGCCAGGCCCUGGUGGCUGCAGCCAAGUCUGUGAGUGAAGACGUCCAUGUGCACUCUCUGCACUGUUACUUUGUACGGACAGGGGACCCAAAAGUGCCGGUGCUGUACCAGGUGGAGCGGACACGAACAGGGACGAGCUUCUCAGUACGCUCUGUGAAGGCUGUGCAGCACGGCAAGCCCAUAUUCAUCUGCCAGGCCUCCUUCCAGCAGACUCAGCCCAGCCCUGCGCAGCACCAGUUUUCCAUGCCCAAUGUGCCCCCGCCUGAACAGCUGCUUGACCAUGAGGCCCUCAUCGACCAGUAUUUAAGGGACCCCAACCUCCAAGAGAAGUACCGAGUAGGACUGAACCGAAUUGCUGCCAAGGAGGUGCCCAUUGAGAUCAAGCCAGUAAACCCGCCUACCCUGAGCCAGCUGCAGAGCAUGGAGCCUAAGCAGAUGUUCUGGGUGCGAGCCCGGGGCUACAUUGGGGAGGGCGACAUGAAGAUGCACUGCUGCGUGGCUGCCUACAUCUCGGACUACGCCUUCCUGGGCACAGCGCUGCUGCCUCACCAGUGGCAGUACAAGGUGCACUUCAUGGUCUCUUUGGACCACUCCAUGUGGUUCCACACUCCCUUCCGAGCUGACCACUGGAUGCUCUAUGAGUGUGAGAGCCCCUGGGCUGGGGAAGGGGAACUCUCCAGAACCAAUAGCGUCACCACACAGGAUCAGCAAACUUGGGAGUUAGGACACAUAGAGUCGAGUUUGGCCAGCUCCUCAUCGCCGAGUACCUGAGGCUCUGUGGAGUUCAGUGUCUUCAUCUGGAAAAUGGGCUGAGGCCUGCUUCACUUGGCUACUAGGAGAACUAAGCUCUACUCUGCAUCAGGGGGACCAGUGGCUUCUUCUACUCAGGCCCAAGGCUAGUAAGGGAGCCUCCAGGCAGGGAGGGAGGGAGGCCAGAUGUGAUGGCCCCAGGCCCUCUCCAACCCCCUUUUUCCUGCUAGGGGUGAAGAUAGGGGUAUUUUUGGUGAAUUACCACCCUGGAGGCCCCGGUUUGAUUUAUUAGGGAACUGCCAGGUUUCCUACCACAAGUGGCCAGGGUGGGGUGGAUCUAUUUAGCCAAGCUUCUGACCCCAGACUGCCCU
Canis lupus familiaris (dog) is the source of this 1402-nucleotide messenger RNA. RefSeq names its product acyl-CoA thioesterase 8 (gene ACOT8). Bases 108 to 1052 code for a protein of 314 amino acids. Gene Ontology annotation, cellular component: peroxisomal matrix. Gene Ontology annotation, molecular function: fatty acyl-CoA hydrolase activity. The transcript has 6 exons. The record is from RefSeq and is a predicted model, not a curated record. Lineage: Eukaryota; Metazoa; Chordata; Mammalia; Carnivora; Canidae. Gene Ontology annotation, biological process: acyl-CoA metabolic process; fatty acid catabolic process.